UGGCAGUGGCAGAGGUGUUAAAGGCAAAAUUCGCUGAGAAGGAACUUUAAAUAAAUAGUGGAGAGGAUGAGCGGCAAUAGUCUUAAGAAUGUGUUGGCUGCUGCUGUCAUAACAGGGGUCACCGAAGCCAGGGCAAAGAUCUUUGGACAUGUGUUGAACUCAACAGGACAGAGAUCUCCCCACAAGCUUUUACGCAAGAAGCUCAUUGGUGAGAAAGUUUCACAAUGGUACCCAUAUGACAUAAAAAAGGACGACCCCCUUGUCAUGGCCCGACAAGAACAAGAGCGCUUAUCCAAGCUUGAAAUGUUGAAGCGGCGUGGCAAGGGACCUCCCAAGAAGGGACAAGGAAAGCGUGCUGCCAAACGUAACAAGUAGAUAUAGUCCCAUCCAUGCCAUUUGAAUUUGGUUGUAGUUGAUAUUUUUAGGAGAUCUUGUUUGGUGAUACAUUGUUGCUAAAAAAAUUUGUAGAAGCUGCAAAUUUUAAUCGACUUGUAGAACUUGGGGAAAGCAGUAGUUCUCUGUGAGCAUCCUAUGCUCUUGUGGAAGGCUGUUUGUUGAUUAUGAUGCUUCUUUUUCUUAGCUUUUAUUUCCGUGUAGGGUUCUAUUAGAUAGGUGGAAGGAUUUUAAACUUAUGUAGUGCUCCAUCUAUUCCAUGUUUUUGCCUCCCGUUUUGCA
Molecule: messenger RNA, 675 nt
Organism: Mangifera indica (mango)
Lineage: Eukaryota; Viridiplantae; Streptophyta; Magnoliopsida; Sapindales; Anacardiaceae
Exons: 1
Coding region: 67-375 (102 amino acids)
Cellular component (GO): mitochondrion
Source: RefSeq, a predicted model, not a curated record